AGCACCAUAUUGAUACUCUUCCAGGCAUGAGAGAACAUGAGCAAUUCCUUGAAGAACAAAGUGAAAAUUGAUUUUACAGAACCAGCAGAAAGAAACUGCCAAGGAAAAUGAAGGGGACAGUAUCACUGAAGAAGCACCUGGGAGGACAGUCACUGCCAGGAGCAGAUCAAACACAAAGGAUUCAGAACCAGUCCAACUAAGCAGUUGCUCCCUACAUCUUCUUGAAGAUAAUGGUGGUGAAAAUUCCCAAACAGGAGACCAGCCAAAAAGAGAAACAGUUCCCCCUGCUCCUCUUCCUCCUCCUACUGCAGGAAGCUUUUCUCUUUGGAGUGGUCAGUUCUAUGCCAACCUCAAAGAAGCUUUAUGGGGAGGUCAAGUCUCCCAAUUACCCGAAACCAUAUCCAGACAACAACAUCACUACCUGGGAUAUUUCAGUGCCAAAGGGCUUCAGGGUGAAGCUGAAUUUCUGGCAAUUUGAUUUGGAGCCAUCAGAGGCCUGUCAAUAUGACUAUGUUAAGAUCACAGCAGACAAGCAAGACCUUGGCCGGUACUGUGGCCAGGCAGAUUCGAUCACUGGCAACCAUCCCAGAGGGAAAGAGUUUUUGUCCACUGGGAACCACAUGCAGCUCUUGUUCCACUCUGACUUCUCCAAUGAGGAGAAUGGUGUUGUUGUCUUCUACAAGGGAUUCCUAGCUUAUUAUCAAGCUAUUGAUUUGGAUGAGUGUGUCAAAGGAAAUGACAUUGAAGACGGUCCUCGAUGCCAGCACUUCUGCCACAACUAUGUAGGGGGCUACUUCUGCUCCUGCCAACCUGGCUACCGUCUCCAAAGUGACCUGCACACCUGUCGAGUGGACUGCAGCAAUGAACUGUUCACAGAGCCUUCAGGGUAUCUGUCAAGCCCUGGAUAUCCUCAGUCCUAUCCAGCUGAGUUGCAGUGUAACUACAGUAUACGAGUGGAGAAAGGGAUGACCAUCACUCUCAAGUUCCUGGAGCCCUUUGAAAUUGAUGAUCACCCACAGGUCCGCUGCCCUUAUGACCAGCUCAAGAUCCAAGCUGGGCAGAAAACAAUUGGUGAGUUCUGUGGCACAGUGCCUCCAAGGAACAUCGAAACCAACAGCUCUUCAGUCGACAUUCUUUUCCUCACCGACGAGUCAGGAUUGAGCCGUGGGUGGAAGAUCUGGUACAGCACAGAAAGGAUUCGGUGCCCACAACCUGUGCCAAAUGACGAUUCCACCAUCAUCAAAGCCCCACAGCCUAUAUAUCGAUACCAAGACUACUUCAUUGUGACUUGUAAGACUGGCUAUAACCUGAUGGAGGCAGAUGAGAAACUGGCAUCCUUCACCUCUGUUUGCCAAGAUGAUGGGACCUGGCAUCGCCCUAUGCCACGGUGUGAAAUUGUGAACUGUGACACACCUCGAAUUCUGAAGAAUGGGGACUUUGAUUAUGUGUCUCAGAAAAAAAAUAACAACUAUCAGUCAGUUGUCAGGUACCGCUGCAAUGAACCCUAUUACCACCUGGUCACCAAUACUGGGAGUGAUACAUAUACCUGUUCUCCUCAGGGAUCUUGGAAGGAUCAAAAUGGUGAGGAGGAGAUUCCAGCUUGCCUGCCAGUGUGUGGAUUGCCGGACAGCCCCAUCUUAGAAAUUCAACGGAUUAUUGGUGGCAAAGAUGCCCCACCUGGCAGUUUCCCAUGGCAAGCCAUGACGAUCAUCUCUGGGCGUGCAGGUGGCGCAUUGCUGGGAGACCGGUGGAUCCUAACAGCUGCCCACACUGUCUUCCCAAAAGGCCAGAGUGAAUCCGAGGAGACCCAGACUCUUGAACAGGUGGCUGAGAAGGCCGAAAUCUUCCUGGGCCACACAGUGGUGACUGAACUCUUCAAACUUGGCAAUCGGCCAGUCCGCAGGUUGUUUGUGCAUCCAGACUAUAAUCCCAAUGAUGAGCAUAAUUUUGAUGGGGAUAUUGCACUCAUUGAGCUGCGGGACCCAGUGACUCUUGGCCCAGAUGUACUUCCUGUUUGUCUCCCAGACCCAGGGAACAGCUCUUUUUACGUUCCAGGGUGGAUGGGUUAUGCUAGUGGCUUUGGAGUGGAGAAGAAUAUCCUUGCUAAUAAACUGAAAUACGCACCAAUCCCAGUAGCCAGCCAGGUGAUGUGUCAGGACUGGCUGCAAGGGAAGAAGAUUAACAGAAGGGACCCUGUCUUCACGGCCAACAUGUUUUGUGCAGGUUCUCCUAAUGAAGGGAAAGAUACCUGUCAAGGUGACAGUGGGGGGGCCUUGACUGUCCGUGACCCUGUAACUCAACGUUGGGUAGCCACAGGCAUUGUGUCUUGGGGCAUUGGGUGUGGAAAAGGGUAUGGGUUUUACACUAAAGUCAUCAACUAUCUGGACUGGGUUAAGGGCAUCGUGGGGAAGGACUGGGAUUCCAUGCAAGCUGUCUACUGAUGUGCAGAGGGAGCCAUUGACGAAAUUGUGAUUUGAUUUAGAUUUCCUGCAUGGCAGGGGGUUGGACUGGAUGGCCCUUGCGGUCUCUUCCAACUCUAUGAGUCUAUGAUUCUAAUGAAUGAUACCAUCCACUCUUUUUUAUUUUGGAAAGAAAUGACAUCUUUAAUGUGCUCUUUUUCAUUAUGUUACCAAAACCAAGGUACACCCCCACCCCACUCUGAAUAAACAAAUAAGGCAUUAACCCACAACCUUCUCUAUCAAAGCUCCCUUUCUUAUUCAUUCAAAGCUUCAGUUGACUGAUAUAUCAAAUAAACCAAACAUGUAACAUACUCCAAAAAUAAACCAAAAGUUAAACCAAAAA
This is a messenger RNA of Sceloporus undulatus (fence lizard), 2802 nucleotides long. RefSeq names its product complement C1r (gene C1R). Gene Ontology annotation, molecular function: serine-type endopeptidase activity; calcium ion binding. Gene Ontology annotation, cellular component: blood microparticle; extracellular region. Lineage: Eukaryota; Metazoa; Chordata; Lepidosauria; Squamata; Phrynosomatidae. Bases 231 to 2441 code for a protein of 736 amino acids. Gene Ontology annotation, biological process: complement activation; zymogen activation. The record is from RefSeq and is a predicted model, not a curated record. The transcript has 11 exons.